UUGGCUCGAGCUAAAGCGACGGGUUGUUCGGAACAGUUCCGGUUUUGCCCCGCUGCUUGAGCGAUGGCGAGGUCGCUGAACACCGUUCUCGUUCAUUGUGUAGUGAGUGUUACCCUCCUAUGGCGGAGAGGGAGCGCCUUCGUGUGCAGCUCGGAGUGGCAGGACUUCUGCCCUGCCAAUGGCUCGAAGCAGACGGGCUGCACCCCUUACAAUUUGUUGCCACCAGAGGUGGAUUGGUUGCAGCUUCGCAAGAGGCUGGUCAAGGAGAUGUUUGGUGAAGACUAUCUUCCGAUGGACAACAGGCCACACUCGGUGACCCAUACGGUUGUCCCGCAUCGAUUUCCAGAUUGCCUUGCAGCACUGCCGCGCUGGGGGACCAGUCCAGCUACAGUUUGCGAGAAGUUAAUUCCGGUGACUGAAAUCGUGUGGCAGAUGACGGCACGGCUGAAUGCGACCUAUGCGAAAAACAUCACAUCCAAAGUCUUCCUGACCCUGAACAGCUCUGGAUGGGCUCCGGGCUACAGCAUUUGGGGACCUUGGCUGACGGGGUGGGCGAAGGCGGGCGAAGGUCUUUGCAGAACGAUCUGCGCAAGCCCCUGGAGGAAGGUUUGGGUUGAUAGAGGUAUCGCAAUUGGACAUAAGGGGGGUUGGGAAGGAAACAAAAACAGGGUGCCCCUCAGGUUUUCUUGCAUGGUCUCACCGACUCUGUUCACGAUCAUGUGGGUGAACUGCAUCCCGGUUUACGCACGCUUCUUCACAACGGUGACCCUUGCCCGUUGGAACUCACAUAGUACCCGCCUGGGCGAAGAACAUCAGUUGUGGGUUGCUUGCCAUCAUAUUUUUUGGGGAAGGGCAGGUGAUCACCCCGACUUCUUGAAACAACAGCUUCCCCUGCCAGCCAAACUUCUCCCAAAGAUCCCCACUUUUUUUGCCAAUCGUUUUUGCCACCCUCUGAGGCCUUUUCCGAGGCUAAAGCACCUGCUGAGAACACAAGGUGGCAGUUGAUGUUUUGUGAUCCCUUAUAUACUUUCAACAUUUUGGUCACUCCUCUAACUUAUCAUUCAUCCUCAAUGUCUCCCCACAAAACAUCAUUAAACCUGGGAGUGGGACCGACUCGAGCUUGGAGGAAACUCAAAAACAUGGAAUGUUCCACGAAACAAUGAUUCCACGGAGGGUUCUUCACUGAGCUCCUAGGCGCUGAUGAACCAGAAGCACCCGAGCCGCUCAGAUGCGAAGCGAGUUCGAAGCUGAACCGCGCCCGUUCAGGGCGUUGUGGUCGAGUUUGGAGCGACCCAGAGCACUAACAGACAGCGCGUGAAGUGGAUAGAAUGUAGGGAAAUCCUUCGAAUACCAUUCACACUCAUGUUCUUUCUUCAGAGAGGAUAUAACACGGAAUUCCCGCACUUGGCGCGACCUUGCGUCAGGCCGCCCCAUCGAGGGAAGACGCUGGUGAUUUUCCACCAUGGCCAUGGCGGCUCAAAGGGAUGCCCAAACUAUGGA
Messenger RNA from Durusdinium trenchii, 1500 nucleotides. The record is from the annotation of a GenBank genome assembly. NCBI's taxonomy places the organism in Eukaryota, Dinophyceae, Suessiales, Symbiodiniaceae.